Messenger RNA from Bubalus bubalis (water buffalo), 1071 nucleotides. It is a transcript of the gene TMEM126A, whose product is annotated as transmembrane protein 126A. The record is from RefSeq and is a predicted model, not a curated record. Gene Ontology annotation, cellular component: mitochondrion. NCBI's taxonomy places the organism in Eukaryota, Metazoa, Chordata, Mammalia, Artiodactyla, Bovidae. The coding region runs from base 387 to 989 and encodes 200 amino acids. The transcript has 6 exons. Gene Ontology annotation, biological process: mitochondrial respiratory chain complex I assembly.
GUGAGGAAAGAGGAUGCGAGGAGACAGGAAACAGAGGCCUUCAGAGGUUUGGUUCAAGACUUUCGUCCUCAAUUGCCCUGACUGAUGGAGCCACAAGACUCCUUUUCUCUCUAGUUUUUCUUUUGCCUCAUUCACCUAAUCCUCCUCUCAUAAGCAAUACAGAAAAAACAAGAUCCUGCUGCUCUUCAGGCCUUCAGAUUAUGGUGGCAUGAUCAGCCAAACCGCACUAGGAGCUCAAGAUCCAAGGGAGAACGUAAAAUCGAUGGAGCAAAGAAAUCUCAGGAUCUACCCAACUCAGGUCUCCCACAUUACAGGUGGAUUCUUCACCAGCUAAGCCACAAGGGAAGCCCCAGAUACACAUUAUUGAAAAAUGACAUUUUAAUUUAAUGCUCAAGAUGGAAAAUCAUGAACCAGAAGGUACUAUCAUCAAGGAGAACUUAAUUGAUAUCAUAGCCAGAAAAAUUAACCAACUCCCAGAAGCAGAACGGAAUCUGCUUGAAAAUGGAUCAACAUAUGUUGGACUUAAUGCUGCUCUCUGUGGCCUAAUAGCAAAUAGUCUUUUUCGACGCAUCUUACAUGUGACACAGGCUCGUAUAGCUGCUGGCUUACCAAUGGCAGUGAUCCCAUUUUUGACAGCAAAUGCAUCUUACAAAGGUUUUGUAAGUUUACCUUUGAGUACAGGUGAUCUGCAGUGUGAAACCUGCACCGUAACACGAGGUGGACUGGUUGGUCUUGUUUUCGGUGGCCUGUACCCUGUUUUCUUGGCUAUCCCUGUGAAUGGUGGCCUAGCAGCUAGGUAUAAUUCAGCCCUGCUGCCAGAGAAAGGAAACAUCUUAAAUUACUGGAUUAGGAUUUCUAAGCCUGUCUUUAAAAAGAUGUUAUUUCCCAUUUUGCUCCAGACUGGGUUUGCUGCAUACCUCGGGUCUAGACAAUAUAAACUACUUAUAAAGGCUCUUCAGUUACCAGAACCUGGCCUAGAAAUUGAGUGAUUGUUAAGCAAAUCUGUACACAAAAAUAAAACUAUAAAAAUAACCUACAUCUGAUUAUGAAUAAACAGAGACUUGUACAUAA